CGGGCUGCACACUGCCCCCCUCCCCCCCCCCCCCCCCCUCUUCUUUCUUCUUCUUCUUCCUCCUCCUCCGCCUCCUCCUCUUCCCUCUUCUUAUCCCACUCCCAAGGCUUCUCCCUCAACCCACGCACUCCCAUAAUGCAGUACUCACAGAAACUAGAUAUAUAAGAGAGACAGAAAGUGUUCUUUUUCUUGGGAAUUCAUUCAAUCCUCUCUUUCUUCUUCUGUGACACUUGGGUUGGGUUUUGGUAUUUUUCUUCCCAUUUUGAGCAUCAAUUUCAUUCGGGUUUUGUUUUCUCCACCUUUCUUUUGAUGGGUUCAGAGGGGGAAGGAAGAUCGAAGAAGAUUGUGAAAGAUCCUGGGGAAACAGGGGAACGAACUGGGAAAUUGUACAGAGUCGGAACGUCCUCUGUUUCUUCCUUUAACUCUAAAGUUUUCUGCUACGUUGAACCACUGCUUAAGCUUCUAGAACUUCUUGUGUAAACUUCAAACAAAUUACGCUUUAGGGGGUUACUAUAACUAUUUGAUCCAACUUUGGGAGUUGUUUUCUUAAUUUUCUUCCGUCAUGAAGAGGCAUGGCAGCUCAGAUUCCUUGGGUGCUUUGAUGUCCGUCUGUCCUACUUCAGAGGAACAGAGUCCGAGAAACAGCCACGUUUAUGGCAGGGAGUUUCAGUCGAUGUUGGAUGGCUUAGAUGAAGAAGGCUCCAUCGAAGAACACUGUCAUGUGGGGGAGAAGAAAAGGAGACUCAGCGUAGAUCAAGUUAAGGCGUUGGAGAAAACAUUUGAGAUCGAGAACAAGCUCGAACCGGAGAGAAAAGUGAAGCUUGCUCAAGAACUUGGCCUGCAGCCAAGGCAAGUUGCUGUUUGGUUCCAAAAUCGCAGAGCACGUUGGAAAACUAAGCAGCUCGAGAGAGAUUAUGGCCUUCUCAAAGCCAAUUAUGAAUCUCUCAAGCGUAGUUUCGAUACCCUUCAGCAGGAUAAUGAUGCUCUGCUCAAAGAGAUCAAGGAAUUGAAAUCCAAGCUUGAAGAAGAGAAGACGGAGAGCAAUUUGUCAGUGAAAGAAGAGAUUUUCGUGUCGGAAUCCGACAAUUUACUAAUUGAACAGACAACUAAUCAUCUUCCGGUGGAUCAUAUUUCUCUUCCCGUUGCUUCGGAUCAUUCCGAUGACUUCAACUACGAGAGCUUCAGAACCGUCGGCGCCGAUGACGGCGAUGAUCAAAGAGUUGAAGUGUCGUUAUUCACUGAUUUUAAAGAUGGGUCGUCGGACAGCGACUCAAGCGCCAUAUUGAACGAAGACAACAGCCCAAACGCCGUCGUUUCGUCAGCGACUGCUGGAAUGCUCCAAAGCCAUCACCAAAUUCUGUCGUCUCCGGCGACGUCUUUGAACUGCUAUCCGUUUCAAAAGGCUGCUUAUAAUAAUGCACAACAAUUCGUGAAAAUUGAAGAACACAAUUUCUUCAGCGGAGAAGAGACCUGUAAUUUGUUCUCCGAUGAACAAGCCCCCUCUAUGCAUUGGUACUGCCCAGAUCAGUGGAACUAAAAAUAAUAUCAUCCCCCGAUCACCGGAGUAAAAUCUAGUGUUGGUAAUUCGCAUUGUGCAGAAUAAUAAAAUUAAAAAAAAAAAAAAAGGAAGAAAACUGUGGGAUUGGUCGGAUAGGGAGCAGCUGUCGGCUCCGGCCAGAGAGAGACGGUGGAGAGAGAAAGAGAGAGUGAGAUUUAAGUGGAUGAAAAUGAAGGACAGAGGGAAGAGAGUCUUCAUUGGAGUGAAGCUGUAAAAAGGAAACUUUUAAGAGAUGGAUGGUUGGAUGAUUAGAACAAAUAUUGUAAUGAACAAAUAAUCAUUCCCUUUUGCUUUUUUA
Molecule: messenger RNA, 1856 nt
Organism: Cucumis sativus (cucumber)
Lineage: Eukaryota; Viridiplantae; Streptophyta; Magnoliopsida; Cucurbitales; Cucurbitaceae
Product: homeobox-leucine zipper protein ATHB-6
Exons: 3
Coding region: 563-1537 (324 amino acids)
Biological process (GO): positive regulation of DNA-templated transcription
Cellular component (GO): nucleus
Molecular function (GO): sequence-specific DNA binding; DNA-binding transcription factor activity, RNA polymerase II-specific
Source: RefSeq, a predicted model, not a curated record